Halichondria panicea is the source of this 1467-nucleotide messenger RNA. RefSeq names its product ornithine decarboxylase-like. NCBI's taxonomy places the organism in Eukaryota, Metazoa, Porifera, Demospongiae, Suberitida, Halichondriidae. Bases 14 to 1201 code for a protein of 395 amino acids. Gene Ontology annotation, cellular component: cytoplasm. The transcript has 8 exons. Gene Ontology annotation, molecular function: ornithine decarboxylase activity. The record is from RefSeq and is a predicted model, not a curated record.
GAUCGAGGCUAGCAUGCACUUUAGACAUUUCUCUAUUUGGAUACACCUCCUCCUAGAUCCUGCCACCUACCCUGCAAUGGAGAUGCAGAUCUGUGAGACCAGUACAGUUCAGCUGGACAUUGUACCUGAUGGUGAGGCAGCUCUGAGGGAACAUAUCAAAAACAAAACCACUGCUUUAGGGAGAGAAAACAUUGAUGACUCAUUCUAUGUUGUUGACCUUGGCCGGGUACUGGAGCUCCAUAGAGACUGGGUGACUGCCCUGCCCACUGUCACUCCAUUCUAUGCUGUCAAAUGCAACAACGACCCAGCUCUCUUGAAGACACUCGCUGCGCUAGGGACCGGCUUCGACUGUGCUAGCAAGGCUGAGAUCAAGGGUAUGUUGGAUUUGGGAGUUACUCCAAGUCGUAUUAUUUACGCCAAUCCCUGCAAAAAGCUCUCUCAUCUAAAGUAUGCAGUCGAGAUGGGUGUUGAGACAAUGACCUUUGACUGCGAUUCUGAACUGCUCAAGAUACAAGAAGAGUGUUCAUCUGCAAGGCUUGUUCUGCGGAUCAGAGCUGAUGACCCGGAGGCUCAAUGGAAACUUGGAAUAAAGUUCGGCUGCACGGUACCUGAAGGUAAACAUCUUCUGAGUACUGCUAAAAACCUGGGGCUAAACAUCAUUGGUGUAUGUUUCCAUGUCGGGAGUGGAUCUCUAUCUCCCAGAGCAUAUGAGCUAGCCCUGAAGAUGUCUGCUGAACUGUUUGAGUACGGCUAUAAGAUUGGUUAUCAGUUUAGUCUGUUGGACAUUGGAGGAGGUUUCCCUGGAGACAAGGGCUCUAAAGAGGUCUUUCAGCGAGUGGCCAGUGCCAUCAACUCCAGUCUGGACUCUCUCUUCAGCUCAUUCCCAGGACUCACUGUCAUCGCUGAGCCAGGUUUCUAUUUUGCCUGCUCCACCCACCAAAUAGCAGUGUCCGUAAUUAGCAAGAAGUCGUGUGACACGAAGGAAGGGCGGAAGUUCAUGUAUUAUCUUAAUGAUGGCUUCUAUAGUGCAUUCAGGUGGAUCUCAUCUUAUGAAGUCACACCAACUCCUAUUGUUAUUACGGAAUCCUCUGGUCCUCUCUACCCCUCCAUUCUGUGGGGACCCACCUGUGACGCACUUGACAAAUUUGGGAGACAAUAUCCUCCUUCCAGAACUAAAUAUCGGGGACUGGGUCUACUUUGAUGACUGGGGCGGCUACACUGCCUCUACUUCAACUAUGUUCAAUGGAUUCCCACCAGCAAAGCCAUACCACUACGUCACCAUAGCAAACCGAGACCAGUUAAAACAGCUGCUGGCUCUGAAAUGCUGUCCUCCCAAUCACUUACAAAAAACAGUUGCCUCUGAACAAACGUUGUGAUGGGGUUAAUAACAUAAACGAUUUUUUUAGCAUUGUGAGUACAUUAUUUUGUGAUGUGGUGCAUUCAAGCAAGAUAACAUGAAGCUAGCGA